Molecule: messenger RNA, 945 nt
Organism: Fonsecaea multimorphosa CBS 102226
Lineage: Eukaryota; Fungi; Ascomycota; Eurotiomycetes; Chaetothyriales; Herpotrichiellaceae
Exons: 2
Coding region: 1-945 (314 amino acids)
Molecular function (GO): oxidoreductase activity
Source: RefSeq, a predicted model, not a curated record
AUGGCUCCUCCAAUUGCCAUCGUUACCGGUGGCUCAUCCGGCAUCGGCGCAGCCUUCGUGGCACACCUCGUUUCUCUAGGGUGGAACGUGGUCGUCGCAGAUAUCCACCAACCCAAGCACGCCCUUUCAGGCACUUUAUACAUCCACACGGACGUGUCGUCGUGGGAGCAGCAGGCCGACAUGUUCAAACAGGCCUACGACUGGGGCGGCCAGCGGCUCGAUUUCUGCGCGUUGAACGCCGGCAUCGACGACCGAGACGACAUCUUCAACACGCUGUCGCACGACCUGCACAAGCCGCCGAAAAAGCCAAACACGGACACUUUUGCCGUCAACAUCACUGGAACAUACUACGGCGUCAAGCUCGCCGCGCACUACAUGACACUCCCCGGCGACCCCGGUACUGGCAAGUCCAAGCCCGGCGGCAAGAUCAUCAUCACAGGAUCCGGAGCGGGCCUGUUCCCGUCCUCAUCAACGCCUCAGUACACGACCAGCAAGCACGCGCUGAUCGGCCUGGUGCGCGCCCUGGGGAAAUCCGACGCCGCCCUCGCGGCCCACGUGCGCAUCAACACCCUCUGCCCGGCCAUCGUCGACACCGGCGAAGGCAUGCCCGUGGGCCUGUUGGAGAAGCUCCUCCCGGGCCAGAUCACGCCCAUGAGCACCGUCCUGCGCGGCUUCGACACCCUGGCCGACUUGGCUGGUGCGGGAGCGGAAGACUGGGUCGAGCGCGGACCGGCGGGUGAGACUCUCGAGGCCAAAGUAAAUGACUUGAUUUGGCAUUAUUCGCCGGAGAGGCCAAAGGGGGGGAAGGGUAAGUCAAGUUCAGGCGAGAGCGGCGCUCAAGCUACCUCAGCAGCUACAGCAGCCACAACAACAACAGACCCCUACAAAGACGGAUUUCACCAGGGUGCAGCCAGGGGAGAACACACGCACUUUUGGUAUGAAUAG